Lytechinus variegatus (green sea urchin) is the source of this 542-nucleotide messenger RNA. RefSeq names its product zinc finger HIT domain-containing protein 1-like. Gene Ontology annotation, molecular function: nucleosome binding. Gene Ontology annotation, cellular component: Swr1 complex. The transcript is spliced from 5 exons. Lineage: Eukaryota; Metazoa; Echinodermata; Echinoidea; Temnopleuroida; Toxopneustidae. Gene Ontology annotation, biological process: chromatin remodeling. The record is from RefSeq and is a predicted model, not a curated record. The coding region runs from base 50 to 532 and encodes 160 amino acids.
ACAGUACAACAUUCUGUUUGUUUUCUUUGCUAUCUGAUCAGUCAAAAUCAUGAAAAUGCCGUCGAAAGAACAAACAAGAGAAUCUGGCCGACAGAAGGAGAUAGCUCAGAGGAGGGUUCUUGACUCCUUCACCCGAGCCAAGCGAUUACGACGUCAGCUGGAAGCACUUGAACAGGACAACUUCCAGGAGGACCCACAUGCCAAUCUGGUCCUUCUAAAGAAGAAACUACCUCAGUUUGAUUCCAAUGAAGACACUCCUACCACAAAGAAAAGAAAGAAGAGAGGAGAUCAUUUCAAGCAGAGAUUUAGAAAGACGUUUCACAUGCUCGUCGAGGAAGAACAGCUAAGUAUGAACGAGCCUCCAAACUACUUGACGUGCUGUGUACCGCCCUCGUCCGAGCCGCAGAGGAAGUUUUGUGCUGUCUGUGGAUUCCCUUCUAACUAUACUUGUGUUGCUUGUGGAGCUCGAUACUGCUGCGUGAAAUGUCUAGGAACUCAUCUAGAUACAAGGUGUCUAAAGUGGACUGCAUGAUGUGAGCAUA